Messenger RNA from Loa loa (African eye worm), 407 nucleotides. RefSeq lists its product as hypothetical. Bases 27 to 236 code for a protein of 69 amino acids. The record is from RefSeq and is a predicted model, not a curated record. The transcript has 2 exons. Lineage: Eukaryota; Metazoa; Nematoda; Chromadorea; Rhabditida; Onchocercidae.
UUCAGUUAUAUCCAAAGGAUCAAAUAAUGGAGCGAUUAUUUGAACGUUUAUCAGGAAGAAAUGAUGAACAUAUGGAGCAAUUAUCGGAACGUUUACCAAGGAGAAACGACGGACAUCAAAUACAAAAUGAUAAAAUAAACGCAUAUAUGGUACGAAAGAGAAAUAAUGCUGAACUGGUAAACCAUAUAUUGAAAAAUUUGAAUGAAGUUGACCUUCUUGGUGAGGUAGGACGAUGAAUAAAUGUCACAUCGAAUCUAUGGAGUGAUCAAAAGAUGAAUGUAUCUCAUCAUAUAACACUAUACUUAUGAUCAGUGUGUAAAUGCUACGAUUAUUUCGAGUAUUUAUUGGAAUGAAGGUCUGAAGAAAACUUGGAGAUUUUUCAAUAAAAAUGUCAAUAAAAAUGUGCU